CUUUAGUAAACAUGAACAAGAAAUUAGGAAUGAAGCAAGGCAAUAUUCUAAAAAUUUUGCAGAGUAUAAACCAAAGUAACCUUGAAAGCUCUAAAAUCCUAAGUAAGUCAAGACUUGAAGCUAAAAGAGCUUGAACUCAAACAAGGAGGAAGAAUAGGAAACAAUUACGACCUAAUGAUACAAGGUCUAGUUAUUUGUCUGUUAGUAAGGAUCCUCUUAGUAGUCCAAAAGAGGUACCCAAAGGAGGGAGCUUUCAGAUAAAUCUGCCUAACCCUUCAUGCUCCUUCCAGAGGAGUUUUUGGAAGAAAGAUAAUAAUGUCUUCUGUUCUGUUAGCCAGUGGUCACAUCCUUCCAGUACUGCUACUCUCCAAGAGGAGCAUAAUUGGGGGAAAUGGAGAACAGAAGAGGAGUUUCGGGGUAAUACUCUGAAAGAAAUUAUUCCUCCUCCACCUACUGUGGAAGAGAGGGUCAAUAUCGAAAUGAGAUGUUCAGGGAAGGAAGUUAUCCAAUCACCUAAAAAGAAGAGGAAAAACACUCUUGACCAAGAAAGCCCUCAGAUAGAUUCAGAUAAACCUAAUGGUAGUAAAAACUUAUGUAAAUCUCGAGGAAGUUCUCCUGUAAAAUCGGAAGGUUUACUUGCUUCAAAAUAAUGAAAUAAUGAAUUCUUCAAAGCAAACUAGUAAAAUUGAGCUUAUAUCUGACUGUAAUGAGUCUAAAUAAUUCCCUGGAAAGAGAUAGAACAACCCAUCUGAAGAGAAUGACAAAGAUGAUAAGUUUCAAUCUUAGUGAACUUGAAGAGCAAGAGAAUAAAGAAAAUGAGAGCCAAGAAAUUCCGAAAUUAGUAACUUCUCAAGAUAAUUCUCCAUUUAAGAAUGCUUCAUAUAUGGAGGAGAGAAGUAAGCCUUCUAUCAAAAUUAAAACUGAAUUUGACAAUUUUGAUAGUGCUGAGGCUGACCUGGAUACAAAUGGAUAUGUCAGAAACAAACUUCCUCGGCUCAAACAAAGCAAGAGUAUCGAGAGGCUUAAUACCCCAAGAUCAUUAAAGAAUAAUCUGAUAAUGACUCAAAAUUUCAAACUGAUUGGUGCAGCUUUUUCAAAGUCACUAAAGACCAAAGUCAAUAGACCUAUGGUCAGACAUCGGAAUCACUUUUUAGAGACUUUUACAAAGAAGAGGUCUGGAAUAUCUCUCAGUCUUGCAAACACAACCCAGCAGCCAGAGCAAAGCAGUAAUAAGCUCUUCCAUAGGCACCUAUCCCCAAGCUUGAGGAAGAACUUUGAAACUUUCGUAGAACAGAACAAAAAGAAGCGAAUGAAAGUGACUGGAACACUUAAAAAGAUCCUCAGUAAUUCAGUGACUAGCCAACACAACCAGAAGAGUUUUAAAAAUCUCCAUAGCCUCAUGAACCUCCAAAGUAAGAUCACUGAGUCUGAAGAAGAUGAAGAAAUUAAGAAGAGAAUUAAAUAAGAAUCAGCACUUGUUAAGAUUCCGGAGGGAAAUCAGGGAGAUUUAUGCCACCAAGAAAGAGCUACUGGACGUGUCAAUGCCGGCCUACCCUCAGUAUUUAGGAUAUUUCUUCAGAAAAUGAUACUGGGAUCAUAGUCUUGAUCAGCAACAAGAGGAAAGCACAUCCUGUGUUUCAGAAAUGUUUCAAAAUGAUGGAGAAUAUAAGGCAUUUGAAAAAUGCCCAAUAAGUGUAAACAAAAGCGAGCCUGAUUUGAGAGGAAGAAUCUCAUGGGAUUUAGAUGUUCCUUUACUCCCUUCUUUAUCUAAAGAAUGGGAAAAAAUCCAUCAAGAUCAUUUGAUUGAAAGUUUGCAAAGCUAUCAAUAUCUAAAUGACUUGAGAACUCCUGAGGAAGCUCCAAAAAUCUGAAAGGAUGAUUAUAUCACACCUAUACCAGGAAAGAAGUUGCUGGUCUUUGAUAUGGAUGAAACCUUAAUCCAUUGUAUCUCUGAUGCUGAGCCAGGUCAGAAAUGUGAUGUCAAGAUUCCAGUAAACUGCUUUGAUGAGAUAAACUACAAACAUAUCAACCUCAGACCUUAUGUAAGAGAGUGUCUUAAAGAGCUGACAUGAUGCUACCAAAUAAUUGUGUUUACAGCUUCAAUCCAGGAGUAUGCUGACCCAAUUUUGGAUUAUCUUGAUAAAGACAAACUAGACAAUGGCCAAGGGCUUAUUAAGAAGCGGUACUACAGACGACACUGAUACAAGACCAAAGAUAACUGCACUAUUAAAGGUAAUUUCCUGCCAGAAUCUCUAGAUCUUCGAAUUUUCGAACCGAUGGGAUACAACCUGAAGGAUGUAAUUUUAGUAGAUAAUGCUACCCAUUGCUUCGGAUUCCAGGUCACUAAUGGAAUCCCUAUGGUCCCAUUCUAUGACUCUUCAGAAGAUCGGGAAAUGAUUCAUUUACUGCAUUAUCUUCAAAAAAUUUCUAAAGCUCAUGAUGUCAGGCCAAUUUUGGAGAAGACCUUCCUUUUACCAAAAUUAAGGAAGAACACAAUAUUGGAAAGCAUCGAAGGAGUCAUUGAGCAGAGAGUUGAAGAAGUUGAUGAUGACUUCUUCCUUGAAAACCAGAUCCAUACCUUUGAAGAGGACAAAACGCUUUCUAGAGGUACUUCCUCUAGCUGAGGGCUAGAGGAGCAUUUCUCUGAAGGUGUUGGAGAGGGAAAAAUAAACACCUUGAUGAGGACUCUGCCAAAAUCACCUCCACUUAAUUCAUCUAUAGCCAAUCUUGAAUCUAAACAAAGCCAGAGUUCUGCCACAGGAGAUGAGAUGGUUAAUGACGAAUUUGAGAUUGUAGAGACAAUUGUUAUUGAGUGUUAA
Messenger RNA from Moneuplotes crassus, 2819 nucleotides. The record is from the annotation of a GenBank genome assembly. NCBI's taxonomy places the organism in Eukaryota, Ciliophora, Spirotrichea, Euplotida, Euplotidae.